Molecule: messenger RNA, 5037 nt
Organism: Bactrocera latifrons
Lineage: Eukaryota; Metazoa; Arthropoda; Insecta; Diptera; Tephritidae
Product: receptor-type guanylate cyclase gcy-8-like
Exons: 7
Coding region: 344-4357 (1337 amino acids)
Biological process (GO): cell surface receptor protein tyrosine kinase signaling pathway; protein phosphorylation; positive regulation of kinase activity
Cellular component (GO): signaling receptor complex
Molecular function (GO): ATP binding; transmembrane receptor protein tyrosine kinase activity
Source: RefSeq, a predicted model, not a curated record
UAUUGAGAACAAAAUAAGAAAAUAAUAAUAAUAAUAAUAAGCUGCCAUUCCGCUACUGAUAUAAAAAUCGGAUAAAAAUUAAAUUAGUUAGUGUGCUUGCGAAACAAAAUUGCAAGAAAAAAAUUCACACUUAAGUGCAAAUAAAAAUCGAACGAAAAUUUGAAAAAGACAAUUAAGAGAUACAAAAAUAUUACCGAAAUAAAUGGAAUGAACUAAAAACUUUGACCAGGACGACGGCGAGGAAACCACGUAUGCGCAAACGUUGAAGUGAAAGCGGUACCUCGACUGCCGAUUCUAAGCAUUUAAUUUACACCAGAAUUUAAGACUGAAUCUCGGCUCAAAUAUGCAGCGUAUUUCGUUUGGAACACUGCGGCCAACCUUUCAACUAUGUUGGUUUGUUGCUCUUGUGCUCUUAUUCGGGCAAAUAGCAGCAAGUGAAGGAAUGGUGUCUACAGAAGCGUUGGCAAGCACUGCAUACAAAAAGAAAUAUCCACAUAAUUUUGAUUACAAAUGUUUCACGAAUGACGAACCAUUACCAAAUUUCCCAAAUGUACGAGAUGAUUCAAUUGGCCUGCAAGUUUCCGAUCGCGCCUUACAUCAAGUAAUGAGUCGCAUUUUUGCCAUCGUUUUGCGUGAGAAACUUCAUUAUCGUAAUGUCUCACUAGUGCCGCUCGUAAAUACAGUCAAUGUGUCUGUAUAUCAAUUUGAAGAGAUCAAUUAUCGCAACAUAUUCGAUCAGUUGAGAUACUUGCCUGACGGGAUUAUGACAAUGAUCAAUGUAGCUGUUUGGAUGCCAGCGGUGGUGCGAUCUAUAGUGCCGGAAACAGUUUUGGAAGCUGGCAUAUCAAUAACACCCGGACGCUUCGGCUGGUUUGUGCCGAAAACACAAGUCGAUAUGCCGCUAGAGUUGGCUGCAUACAGUCUACACUACAGCAUACUUCUCAAUCAAACGCAUGGCGAUUAUGGACGUUACGUAAUACCGGUAGAAAUUCUAGAUAAAAUGCGUGUCGGUAAAAACUACGAGGAAUACAUAAGUCCAAAUUGCGUGGGAAGAACAUGUGUCACACUGUUGGCCGAGCACAAACCCGACACCGCCUUCGUCAUGCAUCAUAUAGCUAGUACCAACAGUUAUGUCAACGUGCUUUGGUUGGGUGCGGAUUUUCGUGAGAAGCUGCGUCAACUCCAUGGCAAAUAUCAGGACAAACUUAGCGCUGAAUUGCGUCAUAAACGCUUUAUUGUGGUGCACUGGACGCCAUCCAUUGUGAUCGAUGGCGAAAUUGAGUUCUAUCAAAUCACGUUGCCGCGUUGUGAAGACUUGUCCGUAUUACAUUUAACCGCUUGCAAAUAUGAGCUCACACCGGUACUCAAGUACUAUGAGCAAAGUCUGACCGACGAGCGCUUGGUGUCCGCUUUGCGUGAAUUUCAAAUAUCCGAUCACAUGCUUCAGUUGUUACAGCUGAGUCCACAUUGGCACAGCACCGAAACCAGUGUCGAGGAUGUGUACAAUAAAGUGGCAUGCGAUUGGCUAAAGUCCAACGAGAAUACAUACAAACAAUGGAUUAGUUCUAAGUCGCCAAUUACAUUAUAUAUUGGUGGCAUAUUUCCAUUAACGGACUUCAGUCGUGGUCAUCAGAAUCUCGAGAAAGCCGUUAGACAGGCCGUUAAAGCUGUAAAUCAUAGCGGUUUACUGAAGAAUUACAAUAUCGAUGCGAAAACUCACGACGGUCAGUGUAAAGCGGACGAGGUUAUGAAGAUAUUUAUACAUUAUUUUUCCGAGCCGCGUGUCUUGGGUGUGCUGGGUCCAGCUUGCAGUGAAACCGUCGAACCAAUAGCGGGCAUAUCGAAGCAUACCAAUAUGGCGGUGAUAUCGUACUCGGCAGAGGGCGCCACAUUUACCGAUCGUCGUGCUUAUCCGUACUUCUUUCGUACGAUCGGUUCAAAUCGUCAGUAUGAGGCCGUGUAUGUGGAGCUAAUGAAAUUUUUGGGUUGGAAACGUGUUGCCGCACUUACGGAGGAUGGACAAAAGUAUACCGAGUAUAUAUCGCAUAUGGAGGCGGCUAUGAAACAACAAAAUUUGGAAUUGAUUAUCAAUAAGAAGUUCUUAAGUGAUGUGAAGGCUUCGGAAAUGAACAAACAUUUAUUGGAUCUAAAAGAAAAGCACGCCAAGAUCAUUAUUGCGGAUAUACAUAGUAGGAAUGCUGAGCUGGCGCUUUGUGAGGCCUAUAAUUUAGGUAUGACAGCCUACGACGGUUAUGUUUGGUUCUUGCCUUCAUGGAUAUCUAAAGACUGGAGCACUUUGGCUUUUAAUCACAAUUGUACAAAAGAGCACUUAAAUAAGGCUAUAGAAGGUCAUUUCAGCAUAAUGCACACACCUUUUGGCGAUCUUAAUGCUACCAUGCAGGAAAAUAUAACCGUACGAGAAUGGCUACAUACACAUUCCCAAACAAAUGAUGUGCUCUCGAAUUACACCGGUUACGCAUAUGAUGCCGUUUGGGCUUACGCCUACGCAGUGGCAAAGUUGCUCACGGAGAACGAAGACGCGGUAAAUAAUUUGCGUAGUAAAAGUGUAGUGACGCGUUUGGUACAGCUCAUUUGGCAGACAAAUUUCACGGGACUCUCUGGCCGUGUACAGUUCGGCCAAGGCGGUUCGCGCAUCACCGAUUUAGACAUCGUGCAAUGGCGCAAUACACAAUUUCAUUAUGUUGGCAAAUUUAAUCCACGUAUUGUAGGUGAGGGCAAUCUUAUGCGUACCAAUGGUGGCCGCUUGCAAUUGAAUGAAGCUAAAGUGACAUGGUUGGAAAGCGGUGGUCAGCGACCAAGCGAUGGGACGUACGACUGUAGUUUUGCACUGUUAGCAAAACUACUCAAUAAGGAUUGUGAGAGCGCAGCCUUCACGUUCACGGCUGUGGUGUGUCUUUUAUUUGUGGCAAUUGUUUCGCUAACAUCUUUUCUCUUCUGGAAGAAACGUUACGACAAGAAACUGAAGCGUUCAGCGAAAAUAAUGAAAAAUUUCGGUAUUGACUUGCUGUCACCGUCGCGUAAUAAGAGCAACACGCUUGACAAAUGGGAAGUGCCGAAAGAGAAUGUGGUGCUUAAUCGGCGCUUGGGUAAAGGGGCGUUCGGCAUGGUGUAUGGUGGUGAGGCACAGAUUGGUGCCAGUGGUUGGACGGCAGUGGCAGUCAAGACGCUAAAAGCUGGCGCCUCCACAGAAGAUCGUUUAGAUUUUUUAUCCGAAGCAGAGGCUAUGAAACGUUUAAAUCACAAUAACAUAGUCACACUCUUGGGUGUUUGCCUGCAAACCGAACCAAUUUACACCAUCAUGGAGUUCAUGCUUUAUGGCGAUUUGAAAACAUACUUGCUGGCGCGCCGACACUUGCUCAACGAGAAGGUGACCGAAGACUCGGAUGUCUCCUCGAAACGUUUAACCAUGUAUGCCAUGGAUGUGGCGCGUGGACUCGCUUACCUCGCCAGCGAAAAGUAUGUACACCGCGAUGUGGCUUGUCGCAACUGUCUGGUGAAUGCCCAGCGUGUCGUCAAACUCGGCGAUUUCGGUAUGGCGCGCUCCACAUACGAGAGCGACUACUAUCGUUUCAAUCGAAAAGGCAUGUUGCCUGUACGCUGGAUGGCGCCGGAGUCUCUAACUUUCGGCAUGUUCACGCCUGCCUCAGAUGUUUGGGCGUUUGGUGUUGUGCUAUACGAGAUAAUCACUUUCGGUUCUUAUCCAUAUCAAGGUCUAACUAACAAUCAGGCUUUUGAAUAUAUUAAAAGUGGCAAAACUUUGCAAAUACCGACCGGUGCGAAGCCACAAUUAGAGGGUUUGCUUAAAGCCUGUUGGAGUCAUGAACCCAAAAAGCGUCCAACUGCUUCAGAGAUUAUCGAUCACAUUUCGAAUUAUCCACGCUUAUUGACGCCAUGUUUAGAUGUACCGAGCGCUUCGGUAGAAAUGCCCGAAAUCGAAAGUGAUGAAGUGGAACUUUUACCUAAAUCACGGAAAUGCUCACCGUUCAGGUGUGAUUCAACGCUGGAUAUUUUACCGCAAACCAAUGUGACGAACCAUUUUAUAGACUCUAAUGAUUUAAUCGGUAGCACUGAGUCAGUCGUACAUGAGACCCUAGAAAUUCCUGCCAGCUAUACAUUAGAUGUGUCUCCAACACCGCUUUUGAACAAUAACAACAACAAUAAUAAUACGAUACAUAAUAAAACGUUCAGUUUGGAUGAUUUUCAAGCGACCACACCAGAUGGUUAUAGUGUAAUGUCACCGUUGUUUACGCAUCGCAUUAGCGAAAGCUCUGAUUCCUCGCAAGCGAGAUUGUUGAAGAAGUCCUCUUUAGAGACGCUGCAGCAGACAGAAUUCUAAUCAUUUUCGAACAUACAUAUGCUGCUAUAAAAACCAAUUUGUUCAAAUUUCAUGUGGUAGAUUUCGGUUGUAGAUAUUGUUUAGUUUACCUGAUGGUUAACGCCACUUUUAUUUUGGUACCAUGCACACAUUUGUAAAUAUGCAUUUAUCUACAUAUAUACCAUAUAUACAUACGUACCUACCGACAUACAUGGAUAUGUACAUAAAGUGAAAUUAUGAAAGUCAAUGUUAAUGUAAAGAUUUGCUUUAGCUAAUUACAUAAGUAGGUUAGAUUGCUACAAAGGUUUGAAAGUCAUUAAUUGAUUAUGUAGGCAAAAGAGUGCCAUUGAAUUAGAUAAUAAGUGGUUUCUGCGUAGUAAAAGUGCAAAUAGCUAAGAUUUUAAGUCUAACUCUCUGUAACCACGUUUAACGUUUUAAUUUUAAUAAUUUUUUCAAUAGAUCUCAUCUUCAAGUUGUGUCUACCCUAAUUGAAGUAAAGCUAAUUGAUUUGCAGGAAAUGAUCUAUGUAAUUCAUUCUAUUGCCAAUAACAUAUAAUGGAGAGAAAGAGAUUUAUUUCGGUACCAAAUUUUUCAAGGCCCAUACCAUCAGUGCCAUCAAACGCAACUAUAGUAUUUUAUUAAAUUGAUAUUUUUUUAUGGAAAUUAAAAUUAAAAAUGGAUAUAAUAAUUUUUAAUUUCAA